Molecule: messenger RNA, 2794 nt
Organism: Pieris brassicae (large cabbage white)
Lineage: Eukaryota; Metazoa; Arthropoda; Insecta; Lepidoptera; Pieridae
Gene: Snx16
Product: sorting nexin-16
Exons: 5
Coding region: 244-1098 (284 amino acids)
Biological process (GO): protein targeting to lysosome; endosome to lysosome transport; early endosome to late endosome transport
Cellular component (GO): early endosome; late endosome; extrinsic component of endosome membrane
Molecular function (GO): phosphatidylinositol binding
Source: RefSeq, a predicted model, not a curated record
UCUAAGGUUUGACGUUUCUUACUUCUGAAACAUUGUUGAGUAAUUAUAAUUAUUUUAUUUAGAUAUGUAGAUGUAACAUCUCAUCAUAAUUACCACCAUUGAGCAUAAAUCAGAGAACUUAAAUUUGACUGUCAAUCGAAAUAGAAUUGGUAACACAAAGACAAGUGAAGAAAGUGUCUUUAUAUAUCAAUGUGAUUUGUCAAGAAAACAAACAAUAAUAACUAGCGUAUUGAAAGUAGUAUUAUGGCGGCAGUAAAAAAAAUUGACAACACUCACACAAGAAACCAAGAGAAACGAGAUAUGAUUAAUAAUGAACUCUCAUCUACAUCUAGCGAAGAAAACCAGAUCUCCGUGAAAGUUUAUAAAAAAAGGUAUAAAGACUCUACAUCAGACAACGAAAUGGACAGACGGCUACAACGAAACCACUAUAAGUCAAUGGGAAACAUAAAUGAAGGGUUCAGGGAAGGAAAGAGGAACAGUGCCGAGGGAUUCAGGGAAGGAAAGGGAUUUAGGGGAGGGAAAAGAAGUAGCAUCAGUGUGAGUAAUGUGGAUUUGAGCCUGCACAGUGAGGAGAUUAAGAAAUUUGAUCGAUUGCAAAUACCAAUUGUUGGAUACGAAGUUAUGGAAGAGCGCGCAAGAUUCACAAUAUACAAGUUAAAAGUGGAGGACGACUCUCGGGACCAGUCAUGGCUUGUUUUUCGGCGUUACACAGACUUUGUCCGCUUAUAUAACCGGAUACGAAGUGAACGACCGGAUAUCAUACUACCCCUACCAGGAAAACGUCUCUUUAGAGACAAUUUUGAGCCAGCGUUCCUCGAAGAGCGCGUGCGGGGCCUACAAGCAUUUAUCAAUUCCGUCCUAAAUAAGCUACCAAACGACUCGACAGUCCGUGAGUUUUUUUGCUUAGACGAACCACCUCAGGUUUUUACCUACCAACCAGAAGUACAAGCGGUAUAUGGAGCAUUGGAAGAUUCUAUAACUACCCUCAAAAUGCAGUUAAAGCAGAAAGAUGCAACUAUAAUGCAUUUACAAAAACAACUCGCUCAAAUAGAGGUCAAAGUAAAUGGGUGCCCAAACUGCUCCAAAGUACAAAUUUAGGUUAGAAUGGCUCAUACUCAUUGGGAAUAUUUAAUUUUUGUCAUUAUGCCAUAUUAAAGUUUCGGGUUAAUUCCGGUCCGAAGGACCAGGUAACAAGUAACAAACAGGGUUUCAAAUUAAUAUUAUAAGUUUAUAUAAAUAAUUACAUAUAUGUCAAAAUAAGAUUUUGCGAAUAGAAUCUCGAAUUGUUACGAGUUAAAAAAAAAUAAUAAGUCUACCCUAGUGAAUUUGAGCCUUAGAGUAUGCAUUUAUUUUAUAUUAUUAAUACAUUCGUGAAUAAUUUUUCAUUUUAUAGUUAGAACUCACCAAAAAAUUUAUAAUUUCGUGAUUUAUUUUUUUAAACAACAUAGUAAUGGUGCUAUAUAAGUAUUUUACGUGAUUCAUACGAUACUUUACGUUAUUUCAUUAAAAUAUGUAACUUAAUGUCCACUAUGUAUUGGUGGAUACCGGGUACCAUCCGGUGGAUAUUUACCAGCGCCAGAUAUAGCUCACUUGUUUGAUUGCUAUGUUUGGCACGAGACUUUGAAUAUGUAUUCAAAGAUUUGCGGUUACGGUUUUCAACGCUCAUUAAAACGUAUAAAGUUGUAAAUGCUUAGUCUGUCACACUCGCGCGCGUAUGGCAGUAUUGGUUCUAAAGACAAAAUCAAAAACUUUUCUGUAAAGCAUAUUUGCACUAUGCGUCAAUUUAUUUUUAAUCUGUAAAGAAUUCCGGCUCCGUCCAACGCCGAUGUAAGAUUAACCUUGAAAGAUAUGUCAAAAUACUGUUGACAGAAGAGUAUCAGUUCCAUCCAUUCAUAUGUCCCUGAAACUGGUCUAUGAAAAGUAGCAAUAUGGCCAUAUCAGAUGCAUUAAAAUGUGAUGCUUUUCUUUGUAUGUGCACAUUUAACAUUAGCUCGAAAGGUGAAGGAAAACAUCGUGAGGUGACCGGUUUGCCUUAGACCCAAAAAGUCGACGGCGUCCGUCAGGUACUGAAGCCUAUUCAAUUAUCAAAUGAUCAUGAAACAGAUACAGAAAUCUAAAACAGUUGUAGCCUCACUUUAUUUAUUCUUUAACAUAAAGAUAUUUCUGAUUCCUAUCAUUCAAAUAACACAUAAAAUUCACCUCAUAGUGGAUGUUAAGUUUGAAUGUUUGUACAAAUAUUGCUAGAAUAAGGUCAUACAAGUGGUCUUUAAACAGUUAAGUAUAUUAUUAAUUAAAUAUGUGAUUUAAAGUAUUUCUGUAUGAGUGGAAAAUAAUUUCGCUAGAUUUUGAUAUAACAAACAUAGAUUAAACUUAUUUAAAAGUGUUAAAAUACCGAAUCUAAUAAUAAUUUAAAUGGCCACGCCCAUAUCUUAUAUUUUUGUCUGGACUAAUAUAUAUACAGUGUUGUGAUAAAUAAACCUAUGUACAAGCAAUAAAGUGCCUUAUAUGUACAAUUUUAAUAUGGUUUAAAUGUAGUUUUAAGGUGUUAUAAAAAUAUUAUUACAAUAAUAAUUAAUUUGAUAGUAAUGGAAAACUUUAAGUGAUAUCUAUUUAGUAAGUUAUGGCAAAAGUAUGUUUAACACGCCUCGUUGCCGCUUGUCAAAUGAAUUGUUAGGUACAGAAAAUAUUGUCCGUAUUUCGUUACUUUAAUUAGUGUAUCUCUAUUCAUAUUAAUUGAUGAAUUUUCCAAAAUGUUUUGUAUUUAGCGUUUAUUGCAAUAAAAUUAUUUAAAACA